AUGAGUUGGUUGGAUCCAAUGAACGAUGAACUGAACAAGUUCAUGAAACACAUCUUCCCAUUGCAACUUCUUAUGGGCUACACAAAAACUGUUCCAGAAGGUUAUACAGAAGUGGUCUAUAAAAACAGGCAUGGACAUGUUGUAAAACUGAAUGUAGAAACAAACACAACUACAUUAUUGCUGGAAAAUGCGACUUUUGUAACUUUCAAAGCAUCGAGGUAUUCAGUGUCUCCGGAUUUAAAAUAUGUCCUCCUUACAUAUGACAUCAAACAGGUUUUUCAUUAUUCUUAUACGGCUUCAUAUGUGAUAUACAACAUACAUACAAGGGAAGUUUGGGAGUUAAAUCCUCCAGAAGUGGAGAACUCAGUUUUACAGUAUGCAGCAUGGGGUGUACAAGGGCAACAACUGAUUUAUAUAUUUGAAAAUAACAUCUAUUACCAGCCUGAUGUAAAAAGCAGUUCAUUGCGACUGACAUCCUCUGGAAAAGAAGGAAUUAUUUUUAAUGGAAUUGCGGACUGGUUAUAUGAAGAGGAGCUGCUUCAUUCUCAUAUUACUCAUUGGUGGUCACCUGAUGGAGAAAGACUUGCCUUUCUAAUGAUAAAUGACACAUUGGUACCAAACAUGUUUAUUCCUCGAUUUACUGGGAGUCUGUAUCCAAAAGGGAAGCAGUACCCCUAUCCAAAGGCAGGUCAAAUGAAUCCAACAGUAAAGCUAUAUGUAGUAAAUCUGUAUGGACCAACACAUACAUUGGAACUGAUGCCACCUGACAGCUUUAAAUCAAGAGAAUAUUACAUUAUGAUGGUGAAAUGGGUCAGCAAUACUAAGACAGUUGUACGGUGGUUGAAUAGACCUCAGAAUCUAUCCAUCCUGACAGUGUGUGAGACGACAACUGGUGCUUGUAGCAUGAAAUAUGACUUUGCAUCUGAAAUAUGGCUUUCAAAGCAGAAUGAGGAGCCAGUUUUCUCCAAAAAUGGCAGUGAAUUCUUUAUGACAGUUCCUGUUAAGCAAGGUGGCCGUGGAGAAUUCCAUCAUAUUGCUAUGUUUAAUGUUCAGGCUAAGAGUGUACGACAUCUGACAUCAGGAAACUGGGAAGUUAUCAAAAUUUUGGCAUAUGAUGAAAAAACGCAAAAGAUCUAUUUUUUAAGUACUGAGAAUUCACCAAGAGGAAGACAGCUACAUAGUGUGUCAACAUUUGAACUACUGAAUCGUCAGUGCCUUUCAUGCAGUUUUAUGAAAGAUAACUGCACCUAUUUCAAUGCAAAGUUUAGCCCUACAAACAAGUAUUUCAUUCUGCAAUGUAAAGGACCUGAUGUUCCAGUUGUCAGUGUGCACAGUACAAGUAAUCCCGAAAGAUUUUAUAUAUUGGAAAACAAUUCUGUAUUACAAGAAGCCCUUUUAAAGAAAAAAAAAAUCCGGACAGAAAUUAAAAUGCUUCACAUUGAUGACUAUGACCUUCCUUUACAGUUGUCCUUUCCAAAGGAUUUCACAGACCGGAAUAAAUAUCCACUCCUGUUAAUAGUUGAUGAAGCUCCAGGCAGCCAGUUGGUUUCAGAUAAAUUCCACAUCGACUGGGAUUCUGUGCUUGUCAACUCUGAUAAUAUCAUCGUAGCUCGGUUUGAUGGAAGAGGGAGUGGAUUCCAAGGCCUAAAGAUUCUUCAGGAAGUCCACCAUUCCUUAGGAUCAGUCGAAGUGAAGGAUCAGAUAGCAGCUGUAGAGUACGUAUAUGCAAACAUUUAUUCUAUUUUGUUACGUGUCUCAUCUUUUACCGAGGGCUAUGGAGGAUACAUUUCAUCAAUGAUUCUGAAGUCCAAUGAAAGACUUUUCAAGUGUGGAACUGUGAUAGCUCCAAUUACAGACAUGAGAUUAUAUGCGUCAGCUUUUUCAGAAAGAUACCUGGGUCUUCCAUCUAAGGAAGAAAAUGCAUAUCAGGCAUCCAGUGUACUACACAAUAUUCAUGGCUUCAAGGAAGGAAAUUUGUUAAUCAUCCACGGGACAGCUGAUACUAAAGUCCAUUUCCAGCAUUCAGCAGAACUAAUUAAACAUCUAAUAAAAGCCGGAGUGAAUUAUACUAUGCAGAUCUAUCCAGAUGAAGGUCAUUACAUCACAUCAGAGAAGAGUAAAUAUCAUCUUUAUAGCACAAUAAUCAGCUUCUUUAGUGCUUGUUUAAAGGAGGAAGCACCAAUUUUACCACAGGAACCAGAAGAAGAUGAAUAAGGAAACAUUUGUACAGAACUGAGGAGCCUUACACUGAGGCUCACUAAAACCAUAAACCAGAGUGACUAUAAGAGACCAGAUUCUACAGAAGCCCAAGGACAGCUAAAGGACAUACCAGUGGAACAGCACAUUUUGUAACAAUGAGCUAAUAAACUGGGAUUUGAAUACACAAGUCCAAACGAAUUAACAAGGACAAAACCUAUACCUUUAUGGAAGGUCAACAGUUGGUUGCAGUUUCCUGGGAGAAAUUAAUUUUGCAUAAGAGUAGGGUUAGUGCAUGUUGAUUCUGUUAAGAUUCACUGUUUGUUCUGUAUGUAGUUGCUCCAUUUUUUUUUUAAAUUUAAAAUGCACUUCGCUCCUGGACUUCGGCAUAAUAGACACAACCUGUCAUAAGAUUAAGGCCACUAAUAUUUAAAUGGGAGAGCUGCAAUCUAACACUUGUAACUUUAUAAGAAGUGCAAUUCUUUCACUGUCAAGCAUAAAAAAUUUGAGUUAAUAAAAGAUUUUGUUAUGGUUUACAUGGGGAAAUCAGGUGAGUCAGAUAUCCAGUGUACAAAUUGCUUUGAUAUUUUGCCCCCAUCCCAUUUCAGUAUUCACUAUAAUUCCUGCAUCUACUAUAAACCAGUAAGCAAAAUUUUAGUAAUAUACCCUUGGACUUUAUGUAUAUACACAAGACUCCCUUAGCAGAAAAUGUUUGCGUGCUUGAACAGGGUUUUUUUCCCCCCGAAGCCAUAUCUACAGCUAUGUUUAAAUUGAUAUCAACAACAGCA
Messenger RNA from Gekko japonicus, 2984 nucleotides. RefSeq names its product dipeptidyl-peptidase 10 (inactive) (gene DPP10). Gene Ontology annotation, molecular function: serine-type peptidase activity; dipeptidyl-peptidase activity. Lineage: Eukaryota; Metazoa; Chordata; Lepidosauria; Squamata; Gekkonidae. The coding region runs from base 1 to 2214 and encodes 737 amino acids. The transcript is spliced from 24 exons. The record is from RefSeq and is a predicted model, not a curated record. Gene Ontology annotation, biological process: proteolysis.